UCACGGUUUGGGCAGGGCAGUAAAGUGGGGGGUCCAAUGACCCCUUGGCCCUCCCUGUUCUGGCUCUGGUGUCCCUUAUAAGGCGCCUCAACAGCCAGCCAUCACUCUUCACCUACGACUGAUCGUCUGUGUUGCCAGGGCAACGUAACUGCAGGAGCAGCCAUGUCUCAUGGAUGGGGAUACGGACCGAGCAACGGACCAGACAAGUGGGCAGACGAAUAUCCGGUUGCUAAUGGACCCAGACAGUCUCCCAUCAACAUUGUUACUAGGGAGGCCCAGUUUGAUCCAUCUCUGAAGCGUCUGAAACUCCAGUAUGACCCUUCCAAUGCCAAGGGCAUUCUCAACAAUGGACACUCCUUCCAGGUGGACUUUGUGGAUGACACAGACAGCUCCACCCUGACUGGAGGUCCCAUCUCUGGAACAUACCGACUGAAGCAGUUUCAUUUCCAUUGGGGCGCCACUGAUGAUAGAGGCUCUGAGCACACUGUGAAUGGCAUCAAGUUCCCGUGUGAGCUCCACCUGGUGCACUGGAACACCAAAUAUCCCAGCUUUGGGGAGGCUGCUGACAAGCCCGAUGGCCUGGCUGUGAUCGGCAUCUUUCUCAAAAUUGGUUCAGCCAACCCCCGGCUUCAGAAAGUUCUGGAUGCUUUGGAUGCUAUUAAGACAAAGGGAAAGCAGACAACCUUCUCCAACUUUGAUGCAAGGACACUUCUUCCUGGUUCUCUGGAUUACUGGACUUAUGAUGGCUCUUUGACCACCCCACCCCUGUUGGAGAGUGUCACCUGGAUUGUUCUUAGGGAGCCAAUAAGUGUCAGCCCUGCACAGAUGGCCAAGUUCAGAAGCCUUCUGUUCACUGGAGAAGGAGAACCUGCCUGCUGCAUGGUGGACAACUAUCGUCCUCCGCAGCUACUCAAGGGCCGUCAAGUCCGUGCCUCUUUUAAAUAAAUAAGUAUUCUUAUGAAAUAACUUUCCGUUUUUUGUUCCUAUUGAACUAUCAUUACAAAAUGUUAGCUUUUUUAAUUAGUGCUUGUGGUGCUGUUCCCAGUUGCCUGAAAUUUACACCUUAAUUGUCUCAUUUUAGCUCUGGAAAUUUUUGCAUUUUCUUUCUCAGUGCAGUCUGUUACUUAUGAAAGAAGACCAUUUUUGUCUUUUUAUUAGGUCCAAUUUAGAUCAGUCUUAUGUAUAAUCUCUGAAACGUAACAAUACCAAACUAAAAUAGAAAGUGAUUAUUUAAGAUUAUAUAAUCUUUGUAACCAUAGCCAUCUUUAAACUACAACUUACUACAUAACUCUUAAAAGUUAUGUUAUACCUUAAAUAACAUAUAUAUUUUUGCUUCAUUUGACUGAACUUCAUAUCCUGCCUGUCUGUAAUGUAAGUGGAGUUAUCUCAGAUUUUCUAGGCAAUAAAAGCCUUUUUUGAAUCCA
This is a messenger RNA of Fundulus heteroclitus (mummichog), 1424 nucleotides long. RefSeq names its product carbonic anhydrase (gene cahz). The transcript is spliced from 7 exons. Gene Ontology annotation, biological process: carbon dioxide transport. Gene Ontology annotation, molecular function: zinc ion binding; carbonate dehydratase activity. Gene Ontology annotation, cellular component: cytoplasm. The record is from RefSeq and is a predicted model, not a curated record. Lineage: Eukaryota; Metazoa; Chordata; Actinopteri; Cyprinodontiformes; Fundulidae. The coding region runs from base 163 to 945 and encodes 260 amino acids.